GGAUGUUUGUGGAGCAUGUUCCGGUUGAUAGCCGGGUGUCAGUCAAACACUUGAUUCAGUCUCUCAGUUGAUAUCAGACCGUCAACAUGUCCUCGGACCCGUGUUCCUUCUCCUCUUUCACCAGGUGCAUCACCAAACACCUGAACCUGACCCUGCGCGUGGACUUCGACAGACGGAACAUCCGGGGUCAGGUGGAGCUGACCGUGGAGGCUCUCGAGGACCGUUUCUCCUCUCUGGUAACGUUUCCGAACCUGGUCCUCUGCUGCAUGUUAGCUGGAGAGCUAACGAACGUACCGAGUGUUCUGAUUUCAAACCGUGUUUAAAGGUCUUGAAGGCAUCACCUUAUCCAAACUGAAUUGAUUUGCACAUAAAGAAAAUAAAUGAUCAAUAAUCACCAAACAGUGUGUAAAAUAAUCAAUACAAACAGUAACGGUAGAUGAACAUUUAACUACUCCGACUGUUUCGUCUGUAAACUCUAAAGAUUUCUGAUUUUGUGAUCCGUAAAUAAUGAAAGGAUGAAUUAAAAUGAAGAUUUGUAAACUAACUCUCAGGUGUUAGUUUGGACUUUGCCCUGGAGGCAGAGCUGUCAUAGUCAGACAGGUGUGUAAACCAACUCUCAGGUAACUCAAUCCAUGUUUUUACACAGCGGUAAGAGUAUGUCAGGUGUUUUAGUUUCACUUUAUAAUGUGAUAAUUUGAAACUAAUCCAAAAACUGUAACUGGAUAACACUUGAGUUGUUUCUUAUCUAAACCUAUCUUUUGAAGGCCAAUUUCAUUCUUUGUAAGAAACCCAGACAAUACAAAAACCCUACAUGAUAAAAUGAGACCAUGAGGACCAAAAUAAAAAUAUAAAAUAAGUAAGAAAAAGAAAUGUCAUAAAAAACGGAGGGUAGAAAGCAGGAAACAGGAUAGUAAAUAUAAAAAGACAAUAUUUAUAAUGAUAAUAAAAUCAAAACAAAAUAACAAUGAUGGUAAUAGUAAUGAUAAAAUGAAAUAACAAAAAUGAGCAGGAAAAAAAACAAUAAAAUCAAUAAAAGGCCUAAAAGGUUGAAUAGGAAAAGAUGAUAAGUAAAACAAAGUCUUAAAAGACAGUAAGGUGAAAUAAGAUAGAGGUAAAAGAGUUAAAAGAGAAACAAGACAUUACAUUUCAAAUCAUUUUUAUAAAUUUAUUUUUUUAUUUAAAAAAAAAAAACUACAAAUUUUUCAUCCUGAAAAUAUCAAUUUAAAAAGCAUUUUUUUUUAUGUGUGACGGUUUCAAAGGAGUUCAUGAUUCCUGGACUUUGACUUACAGGUUGAUUUAUCAGGACAGGUCUUAUUUUAUCAAAGUAUGUGUGUGUGUGUGUGUGUAUCAUAGAGUGUGUGUAAUUAUUAUUAUGGGUAAUAUUUUUGCUGGACUUUGACUGAGAGGAUGAAUUGUAAGUGCAAAGUGUGACAGGUACGUGUUUAUCUGCAGGUGUGUGUCAGUGCUGACUCUGCUGUAACUAUUCUGAUUUUACUAUUUAUCCACUACGACUCUACCAUCAGAAAGUGCAAUAUCACUCACCAUGCUGCUAUUUUACCCCUCAGUUUUUAUUGUUUUUAUUCAUUUUUUCUGUAUAUUAAAUUAAACAUCAUCAUGCUGUGAUAUGGAAGCCAAGCAACAACAAAUCUCUGCUGUGUUUUAUUCUGUCUAAUGACAAAAAAAUAAAGUCUAAAACCUAGGUGUGUGUGUGCUUUUCUUUAACUUGCAGACUUUAGACACCAGAGACCUGAACAUCAUCUCUGUGAGGGCUAAUGGACAAGCGGCCACUUUUACGAUGGGCCCCAAACACUCCUUCAAGGGGACUCCACUGGAGAUCACGCUGCCCUUUGACCUUUCCAGGUGAGCCCCCCUCCUCCUUUUUCCUCAGGUGAGGUCUUUUCAGAUUAAAAUGUACUGAUGUAUUUGUGCUCUGGACCAAUCAGAGGGCAGCAGGUGAUCCUGGAGGUCACCUAUGAGACGUCUCCUUCUGCGACCGCGCUGCAGUGGCUCUCACCUGAGCAGACAGCCGGGAAGAAGCACCCCUACCUGUUCAGCCAGUGUCAGGUGACCAUGCACGUACACACACACACACACACACACACACACACGGACAGUAGCUUUUUCCACACAGUAAUUUCAAAACAGUGCUGUAACUUCUCGUCUGUACUCAACUUAAACACUGUAAUAUUUGCUGUAAUAUCAGUGUCCAAGUGUGAUUGCACAUCCUAUUACAGCUUCAGGGAAGUGUGAAAGAUACAGCUCGAUUACACACACAGCCAGAGCUUCGCAUACACACACACUGAAAUGUGCACACACACACACACACACACACACACACACACACACAGAGUGCAGUUCUGCCCGGCCUGCCCUGACUCUCCUUCCCUUUAUGUCUCUUCUGUUACUUCCUCUGAGGAAGAAUCCGGUGGAACUACUUCACCAACAUCACACUAUCACACCCUAUAUAGGUGUGUGUGUCUGUGUUUGGUGUGUGUGUUGUAAUUUGUAUGUUGUAAUGAAGUGUUUCUGAAAAACUGUUUUGACAGUUUGUUCUUCUUCUUUUUUCUUCCUGUUCACAGGAGUUUAUGUAUUUUUUGUAACAAACUGUGUCUUAACGGCUGUUGCUGCAGCCAUGAAGACAUCACCUCCACAGUUUCUGUUCAAAUCAUCAUAAUAAUUUAUUAAUCGUUAUGUUUAUAUUGAUAUAAUUUAAUUAAACUAAUCUCGACUUCAAAUCACAGCAGUCUGAACUGUAAAAUAAAGAGAAUGACUCCCUGAUUUUUGUCUUACAGGCUCAUCACUGCAGGAGUAUGAUUCCUUGUCAGGACAGUCCAUCUAUCAAACACACCUACUAUGCACAGGUAACCUACACACACAUCAACUUGUGUUUUCCCCCUGUUUUGUCUGCCAGGUGUUACAUCUGUACAAGGGCUGCAAAGUAUUGAGAAGAUAAAGAUACUGAAAAAUUUGCAAUAUAAGAUAAAGGAAUACAUGCAGGAAUGAAUACAGUUGAGCUCUACUAUUUGCCCUGAGUUUAGUCUGCCAGGUGUGACCUGUAUGCCCUGUGUCUUGACUGUCAGGUGUGACCCUUUGUCUUGUUUUUUGUCUAUCAGGUGUCUGUUCCUAAGGACCUGGUGGCGGUGAUGAGUGCAAUGAGGGACGGACAGGCAGUGGAUCCUCAGGAUAGUAACAGAGUGGUGUACAGGUUCAGACAGCCGGUCAGUCUCUCUUCUUCUUCUUCUCUUCAUCAGAGUGUGGCUGUUGUUGGUGUUAUUGUUGUAGUUGAGAGUCUGUAAAAAUACAGAAACAUUUAUAUUGAUAUGUUAUUCUCCUUUAUUUAUCCUUAAUCCUGAGCUCUGAUGUUUAGUGACACUUUGACCUUUGAUCUUAGGUGCCCAUGCCCUCUUACCUGAUCGCCAUCGUGGUGGGAGCUCUGGAGAGCAGGUAAGCUCUGUCUCACCUGUGAGUGAUGUCAUGGUUCACCUGCUGCAGGUUAAUAGUGUUCUGUGCUCUGAUUGGUUGACAGAGAGAUCGGGCCACGCUCAAGGGUGUGGUCAGAGAAAGAGUUUGUGGAUAAAGCUGUAUUUGAGUUCUCUGAGGUAACACACACACAGAGACACACAGAGACACACACAGACAUGUGUUGAUGCUGAAGUUAACCGCCUGUAAAAGAAUCAUUUAGAAUAACCCUCUCCCCCUCUCAGACAGAGACCAUGCUGAAGACGGCUGAGGAUCUGGCUGGUCCAUAUGUUUGGGGUCAGUACGACAUCCUGGUUCUUCCUCCUUCGUUCCCCUACGGCGGCAUGGAGAACCCGUGUCUCACCUUUGCCACGCCCACACUGCUGGUACACACACACGCACAUAAAUGAACACACAGGGACCACUUAUACAUAAUUUUUCUGCAUAUAUUUGAAUAUUAAGUCAGUGUGUAUUAAGUGUCACAGCUGAUUACUGUUUGUUUACAGGCUGGAGACAAAUCUCUGUCCAAUGUGAGUAUCAAACACUAUUACUGCCCACCUGUUCACCUGCAAGCAGAUCCACCAGCUCACCUGUUCACCUGAUCAUGUUUAUGUGUGUUAUAAAUGUUCCUACCUGUUCAGGUGUUGACAGACUUGUGAUUCUUCCUGACAGGUGAUCGCUCAUGAGAUCUCUCACAGCUGGACAGGUAACCUGGUGACCAAUAAGACAUGGGAGCACUUCUGGUAAAUAAACACACUGAGUGUUUCUUUAUACAGGUGUGAUUUAUUAUCGGUAUAUAAGUUGAUAGAAAGGUAAGGGUGUUACUAAAUAAAGGGGGUGUGGUCUUUACCUGGUGCUCAGGCUGAACGAGGGUCACACGGUGUACCUGGAGAGGAUGAUCGGCAGGUGCAUGGAGAGCGAGCAGUUCAGACAGUUCAAAGCCAUGGGGGGCUGGAAGGAACUGCAGGACUCGGUGAGGACCUGGACUUGUUAUCAAAGAUGAUACAACCUGUCUGACUUUAAGCUGAAAGGUGUAUUUUCUUCCUGUGUCUCACCUGUCUGUGACAUCACCCAGGUGAACACGUUUGGAGCAAAUAACCCCCUGACGAACCUGAUCCCCAGCCUGCAGGAUGUGGACCCUGAUGACGCCUUCUCCUCUGUGCCCUAUGAGAAAGGAUUUGCUCUGCUGUAUCACCUGGAGGAGCUCAUGGGGGGGCCAGGUAACACCUUUAUGACAUCACUUUAGAGUGUCUCACCUGUAUGACAUCACAGCAGAGUGUCUCACCUGUGUUUCUGUCACAGAGGUGUUCAUGGGCUUCGUGAAGUCGUACAUCCAGAUGUUUGCUUACAGCAGCGUCACCUCAGAGGAGUGGAAGAAUUACCUGUUCACCUACUUCAAAGACAAGGUGAGACCCACUUCUUAAAGGGAUAUUCCGGCGUAAAAUUUAUUUUGCGCCAAAUACACCACAAUACAGAGUUUGGCACCCCCCCCAAGAGAUGAAUGUUGCCAACCACUUGCUUCUCUAGUUAUACCGACUUUAGUAACGACCGCACGAUAGCAAUACACAGCAGUCUGAGGAGCCCGUCAUCAUUCAUCUCUUGAGGCGGUGUCUAACUCGGUGUUACAGUGUGUUUGACCCUAAAUCAGGUCCUGUUGGUCCUGGGACGGGAGGAUCAGGACCUAUUGUGUCAGCUUUGUCCUGGACCUGAAAGUGUGUUGGACAGUGACUCACCUGUGCUUGUUUCUCAGGUGGACAUUCUGAACAAGGUGGACUGGAAUGCCUGGAUGUUCACACCUGGGAUGCCUCCAGUCAAACCUCAGUGAGUUUAGACCUUCAUCAAGUCCUCUUGCUCUCUUCUGGUCCAGGUUCCAGAGUCCUGACGGUUCUUUGUUUGGUUUCAGGUAUGACACCACGAUGGCGGACGCCUGCAUUGCUCUGUGCCAGAGGUGGACCACGGUAAGACCUGGAUCUCACCUUGACCUGGUUCUAGUUUUUCUGUUCAGAAAGUAACCUCCCCUACUCCACUUUUAGGCCACAGAGCAGAACCUGAGCAGCUUCACAGAAGCAGAUGUGAAGAGUCUGUCGUCCCACCAGAUCAUCGAGUUCUUGUCGCUACUGAUCCAGGAGGUAAUCCACUUUGGACCAGUACAAACCACUUCGUCAAUUCAGUUUACUCUAGUCCACUUAUGUAGUGACUUUUUUCCUUCAAUAGAAAGGUUGCUGGGGUUGAGGUUCGCUUGCAUCUGUGACUCGUUUGAAUUAUAAGUCCGGUUUAAGUGUUAAAAAUUAUUUAUUGUUCAAAAAAGGAAAGAAAACAGCUGAUCCAGGUCCAAAUCCUUUACCUUCAAAUGAAAAAAGUGACAUGCUGAAAUGAGGUUAAAACAAGACGAGUGAAACAAUAAAAACGAUGAAAAACGGUCAACAGAAAAUUAUCAGAGCUAACCACCACCAUUGUCUGACUACAACGGUGAGAUUUAAAUAACCCGCCAAACAUCCCAAAACCACACCCCUCAGUGACGAUACCUAUUAGAAAUCAAACUCAACAAAUAUAUUUUGGCUCCUACAACUUAAAACAACCAAUCUACUGUAGACCUCUCUGUGAACUUCAGUCCCCUGUGUCCUCUCUCCAGAAUCCUCUCCCUCUGUCUCACGUGAAGAAGAUGCAGGAAGUCUACAACCUGAACGCCAUCAUGAACUCAGAAAUCCGCUACAGGUGAGUCACAUCCUCUGUGUUUAGCCCCUCCCACUCUCAGUCUUUGACCCCUCCCCUCUCAGGACACGCCUCCUCCAUUACCUCCCUCUGACUGGCUGUUGUCCCUGCAGGUGGCUGAGGUUGUGCGUUCGGUCCAGAUGGGAGGAAGCGGUCCCGAUGGCGAUGAAGAUGGCGACAGAGCAAGGCCGGAUGAAGUUCACCCGUCCUCUCUUCAAGUGCGUACGCUGACCUGUCACCUGGCGUUUAUUAAACCGCGUUCGGUUUAACUCACAUGUGUGUUUGUUUGUUUGUUUUUCAGAGAGGUGUAUAAUUUUGAGAAGUUCAGGGAGUUGGCUCUUCAGAUGUUCCGGGAUCACAGAGCAGCGAUGCACCCGGUCACCGCCGGACUCGUCGCCAAAGACCUGAAGGUGGACGUCAGCCUGUAACCAUGGAAACCAGUCUUUUAAAACAACGAAGCCAGUCCAUAAUCAGUAUUUACACACGUUUUGAGCACACACACAAUGUGUUUAAUUCUACACACUCACGUUAUAAACACACACAGUGUAUCACAGUGACAGUCACAGCUGUUCCCUGUUGUUUCCUGUCUGUGAUCAGCUGAUUUGUAAACUUCCUGUCUGCAAUGUAAACGUUUCCUCUCAGGGAAAAUAAUCAAUUCUUAAAUAAACGGAUACAUAAAGAAACU
Xyrichtys novacula (pearly razorfish) is the source of this 6856-nucleotide messenger RNA. The record is from the annotation of a GenBank genome assembly. NCBI's taxonomy places the organism in Eukaryota, Metazoa, Chordata, Actinopteri, Labriformes, Labridae.